Molecule: messenger RNA, 5023 nt
Organism: Pongo pygmaeus (Bornean orangutan)
Lineage: Eukaryota; Metazoa; Chordata; Mammalia; Primates; Hominidae
Gene: DIS3L2
Product: DIS3 like 3'-5' exoribonuclease 2
Exons: 19
Coding region: 1294-4197 (967 amino acids)
Biological process (GO): mRNA catabolic process; miRNA catabolic process
Cellular component (GO): P-body
Molecular function (GO): RNA binding; 3'-5'-RNA exonuclease activity
Source: RefSeq, a predicted model, not a curated record
GAGUUUCGCUCUUGUUGCCCAGGCUGGUGUGCAACGGUGCGAUCUCGGCUCACUGCAACCUCUGCCUCCCAGAUUCAAGCGAUUCACCAGCCUCAGCCUCCUGAGUAGCUGGGAUUACAGGCAUGUGCCACCACGUCCGGCUAAUUUUUUAUUUUUAAUAGAGACGGGGUUUCUCCAUGUUGGUCAGGCUGGUCUCGAACUCCCGACCUCAGGUGAUCCGCCCGCCUCGGCCUCCCAAAGGGAAGUUUGAUUUUUCUAUGGUCACCAAUGGACACUUGAUCUCCAUAGCUUGAGAAUGGCGGCCAUCGCCUCACUGGCAUUCUUUCCUCUUGUGCUCUCCCGAACGUUCUGGCUGCUCUUUGGAUUUCCUUUUCCUUUGCUCACAUCUACAAUAUUGGUGUUUCCUAGGUCCCGUACUUAACGAUUGUCUCCUCUCCACACGCUUCCCUGGGCGGGCUGAAUUGUCGGGGGCUUUCUCAACUGCGCUUCCUCUCUCACCUGAAACCCUCUUCCCAACCCUUUCUACUAGGUCGACGUCUCCAACAUCAGCUGCUCCCCACCCGUGUCUGGGUGGGCCCCUUGGGCAGGCUCCCCUAGUCUCCUUUCCUUCGAUCAUCCCCGCGUGCGGGACGUCAUCUGCUUGCUCUGCCAUCAGCCUCACAUCCUGAGGGCAGGGACCAUGCGGGGGUUGUCCAUCUCUGUAUCCCCAGUGCCAGCACUGCACCUCGCCCCAAGCAGUUGUUCAAUAAAUGACCAGUGAGUAAAUGAAAGAAUGAGCAAAGCCUUGUAACAGGAAAGGGGCCGGCGGCGUCUGCCGUGCAAGACCUGGCCCAGUGGAGCAGAACCUGGAGGUUCAGGAGCCGAGUCUGGAAGGCUCCUGACGGCGGGAGAGGGGCCCGGAGCCAGCCGGCGCCUGGCACAAGGCGUCUCAGAGGCCGCCCACUGGGAGCCAACUGUUGCAGCCAGUUGUCCCCGCGAGCGAGGCCGGAGAAGGCGCGGCGGCCCCUGGCCUGGCCAUUCCGCCCUUGUCGCAGCUGAACCGCCGACUACGAGCUCCUGCACCGAGCACACGCCCCGCGCGCUUCACUCUCGGCCUCGCCCGGCCACCGUCGCUCUCUAGAACGACGCGCCCGUGACCCGGAAGAACAUUCUCCUUAGCAACUGCGGGACUGCGGCGGCGCCGGCCUCCGGGGAGAAACGCGAAUGACAACAGAGCUGCUCAAGGCGGGAACUCUGAGCUGAGCAGUGGAGGUUUCCCUGGAUCUGGAGAGAAGAGUGACCUUGGAGCCAAUAAUGAGCCAUCCUGACUACAGAAUGAACCUCCGGCCCCUGGGGACCCCCAGAGGUGUGUCUUCUGUGGCUGGUCCACAUGACAUUGGUGCUUCGCCAGGUGACAAAAAGUCAAAGAACAAGUCCACACGAGGGAAGAAAAAGAGCAUAUUUGAAACUUACAUGUCCAAGGAGGAUGUUUCGGAAGGCUUGAAGAGAGGAACACUCAUCCAGGGUGUAUUGAGAAUUAAUCCAAAGAAGUUUCAUGAAGCCUUCAUUCCUUCCCCGGAUGGUGAUCGAGACAUUUUUAUUGAUGGGGUUGUUGCUCGUAAUAGAGCCUUAAAUGGGGAUCUGGUGGUCGUGAAACUGCUUCCCGAGGAGCAGUGGAAGGUAGUUAAACCAGAGAGCAAUGACAAAGAAACAGAAGCUGCGUAUGAAUCAGAUAUCCCCGAGGAGCUCUGUGGACACCAUCUCCCACAACAGUCCCUGAAAAGCUAUAAUGACAGUCCUGAUGUCAUUGUAGAGGCUCAGUUUGAUGGCAGCGACUCAGAAGAUGGACAUGGCAUCACACAAAAUGUGCUGGUUGAUGGUGUUAAGAAACUCUCAGUUUGUGUUUCUGAAAAAGGAAGAGAGGAUGGUGAUGCACCGGUUACAAAAGAUGAGACCACCUGCAUUUCACAAGACACAAGAGCUUUACCGGAGAAAUCUCUGCAAAGAUCAGCAAAGGUGGUUUACAUCUUGGAGAAAAAACAUUCUCGAGCAGCAACUGGCUUCCUCAAACUCUUGGCUGAUAAGAACAGCGAACUGUUUAGGAAAUACGCCCUGUUUUCUCCCUCAGACCACCGAGUGCCUAGAAUUUAUGUGCCUCUCAAGGACUGUCCCCAGGACUUUGUGGCACGGCCUAAAGAUUAUGCCAACACACUGUUCAUCUGCCGCAUUGUGGACUGGAAGGAGGACUGCAAUUUUGCCCUGGGGCAGCUGGCUAAGAGUCUUGGGCAGGCUGGUGAAAUUGAGCCUGAAACAGAGGGAAUACUAACAGAGUAUGGCGUGGAUUUCUCUGAUUUCUCUUCAGAAGUUCUAGAAUGUCUUCCUCAAGGCCUGCCAUGGACAAUUCCACCAGAGGAGUUCAGCAAGAGAAGGGAUUUAAGAAAAGACUGUAUCUUCACCAUUGACCCAUCAACCGCCCGAGACCUCGAUGAUGCCCUCUCCUGCAAGCCACUCGCUGAUGGCAACUUCGAAGUGGGAGUUCACAUUGCCGACGUGAGUUACUUUGUUCCAGAGGGAUCUGAUCUGGAUAAAGUGGCUGCCGAGAGGGCCACAAGCGUCUACUUGGUUCAAAAGGUGGUCCCCAUGCUUCCCAGGCUGCUGUGUGAGGAGCUGUGCAGCCUCAACCCCAUGUCCGACAAGCUGACCUUCUCUGUGAUCUGGACACUGACUCCAGAGGGCAAGAUCCUUGAUGAAUGGUUUGGCCGGACCAUCAUCUGCUCCUGCACCAAACUUAGCUACGAGCAUGCACAGAGCAUGAUUGAAAGCCCAACUGAGAAAAUCCCUGCGAAAGAGCUGCCCCCCAUUUCCCCAGAGCAUAGCAGCGAGGAGGUACACCAGGCCGUCUUGAAUCUCCACGGAAUUGCCAAGCAAUUACGCCAGCAGCGCUUUGUGGAUGGCGCACUUCGUUUGGAUCAGCUAAAGCUUGCUUUCACUCUGGACCACGAGACUGGAUUGCCUCAAGGAUGUCAUAUCUAUGAGUACCGCGACAGCAACAAGCUCGUGGAGGAGUUCAUGCUCUUGGCCAACAUGGCAGUGGCCCACAAGAUCCACCGCGCCUUCCCCGAGCAGGCCCUGCUGCGCCGGCACCCCCCGCCCCAGACAAGGAUGCUCAGUGACCUGGUGGAAUUCUGCGACCAGAUGGGGCUGCUCGUGGACUUCAGCUCCGCAGGAGCCCUCAAUAAAAGCCUGACGCAAACAUUUGGAGAUGACAAGUACUCACUGGCCCGGAAGGAGGUGCUCACCAAUAUGUGCUCCCGGCCCAUGCAGAUGGCACUGUACUUCUGCUCGGGGCUGCUGCAGGACCCAGCGCAGUUCCGGCACUACGCGCUCAAUGUGCCCCUGUACACACACUUCACCUCGCCCAUCCGCCGCUUUGCCGACGUCCUGGUGCACCGCCUCCUGGCUGCAGCGCUAGGCUAUAGGGAGCGACUAGACAUGGCGCCCGACACCCUGCAGAAACAGGCAGACCACUGCAACGACCGCCGCAUGGCAUCCAAGCGCGUGCAGGAGCUCAGUACCAGUCUCUUCUUUGCCGUUCUGGUCAAGGUGAGCCCUCCAGCCUGGUGCCCCCUCACCUCCCUCUGGUUCCCGACCCUCCUGGGCACCUACUCACCAGGAGGCCUCGAGGAGCCCAGGGCAGUGCCAGGAGGUGCCAUGGCUGCAGCACUGUCCCUGCAGGAGAGUGGCCCCCUGGAGUCAGAAGCCAUGGUGAUGGGCGUCCUGAACCAAGCCUUCGACGUGCUGGUGCUGCGCUACGGCGUGCAGAAGCGCAUCUACUGCAACGCCCUGGCCCUGCGGUCCCACCACUUCCAGAAGGUGGGCAAGAAGCCGGAACUCACGCUGGUCUGGGAGCCUGAGGACAUGGAGCAGGAGCCAGCACGGCAGGUCAGAACCCCUCUGUGUCCCAGCCCCCCAAGUCCUGAUGACCCCUCUCCUGCCUCCUGCGGUGCCCCUCAUUCCUUCAUCUGUGUCUCCUGGGCUCCCCCAGCACUGCAGCCUCCCGGGUCGGGUUUCAGGGCCCUCCCAGCUCACCCAGACCCCCUCCUGUGGGUCCUGCUUUCUGGCACCACCUUCCCUUCCUUGAGAGCAGCCACAGUGGAGAGAGGCGGGGCUCUGCCUGUCCCGCUAAUGCAGGGGUGCUGGCCUUCUGGGGUCCUUUAGAGAACCUGAUGAAAGCUAUGAGUUUACACCCAAGAAAUUGUCUGGAACCAUUUUCACCAACAAUGUGCCCCGAACGUGGCCCCGGGCCCCCAGGUUGUGUUUCAUAAGCCUUAGGAGUGCUCAGGAUGCAUCUUGACUCCCCAGCUCUGCCCUGACCCAGGGCAUUCUUCCUGGAGGGGGCCCCCAUUACAGACAGGUGAGCAGAGGCUUCCAGAGGCCGAAGGAGGGGCCUGGGGUCCUGCUGCAGGGAUGGAGGCAGAGCUGCGCCUCGACAUCAGGCCCUGCCGUCCUUGUCCCCUCACGGCCGGGCUCUGCACAGGUCAUCACCAUCUUCAGCCUGGUGGAGGUGGUCCUGCAGGCAGAGUCCACAGCCCUCAAGUACAGCGCCAUCCUGAAGCGGCCAGGCACCCAGGGCCACCUGGGCCCUGAGAAGGAGGAGGAGGAGGAGGAGGAGUCUGACGGUGAGCCCGAGGACUCAAGCACCAGCUGAGCUCCACCAGCCGCCUGCCCCGCCUGCCUGUCCUGUCACACUGGCUUUAGGACCUGUUGACACGGAGGGGGAUUUUUAAUUUGGUUUUUAACAACUCAGGGGUUUGUUUUUAUUUUUAUUUAAUUUUGCAGCUCAACUUUUAAACAAACUGCAGGGGAGAGGGUGGGGCUGGAAGGAAGGCUGAGGCCUGGUCAGCAGUGACCCCAGCAGAGUAGGCCCUAGUCCUCCUGGGAGGCCGGUCCCCCUUUUUUCUGGGCCCUACUGCCCUCCUCUGCCCAGGAAAUGGGGGGUUUCAGCAAAUCAGUGUCACAGAAUAAAAUCAAGUGUGGAGUGCCA